Molecule: messenger RNA, 1506 nt
Organism: Nicotiana attenuata
Lineage: Eukaryota; Viridiplantae; Streptophyta; Magnoliopsida; Solanales; Solanaceae
Exons: 5
Coding region: 1-1506 (501 amino acids)
Molecular function (GO): zinc ion binding
Source: RefSeq, a predicted model, not a curated record
AUGGCCGGACAAGUUUAUAAGGAUAAGGCUACAUUGAAAGAGGUGAUGGAGAGUUAUGCUAUAGCUCAAAGGUUUCAAUUCCGGGUUGAUCGGUCUAAUGCUGUCAGCUAUGCAUUAUAUAUAUUUCAGAAGAUUGAUAAGGUGUACGAGCAGCGGCAGGCUAGUAGCAGCCUUAUAGGUGGUAUUAUAAGGCCAAAGCUUACAAACCAUAAGAGGAAAUACACUCCGAGGGACAUUAUUGAUGAUGUGAAAUCAGAUUUAGGUGUAGAUGUUAGCUACAUGUUGGCGUGGAGGGCUAAAGAAAAGGCAAUGAAUUUUCUUAGAGGUGAACCGGCUGAUUCAUACAAAAAAUUACCAGGAUACUUAUAUACAAUGGAUAUGACAUAUCCAGGUUCCCACAUCAGAAUGGUAAAAUCGCCAAAGAAUGAAUUCAUGUACGUGUAUAUAUCAUUGUAUGCCUUUAUAAGGGGGUUUGAUCAUUGUAGACCAAUUGUUGUUGUGGAUGGAAGUCACCUAAAAUCUUACUACACCGGUACAUUCGUUUCGGCAAGCACGUUGGAUGGUGCAGGUCAUAUAUUACCACUAGCAUAUGGUGUUAUUGAUUCAGAGAACGAUGCUGCUUGGACGUGGUUCUUUGAGCAAUUCAAGAUAGCAUACGGUGUAAGGGAAAACAUGUGCAUCGUUUCAGAUAGAAAUGAGAGUAUCAUUAAAUCUGUAUCGAGAGUGUAUCCGGAUGUACCGCAUUUUGCUUGUAUAUGGCAUCUAUGGAACAACGUAUAUAAGAAAUUCAAAAAGAGCCAUGCCAUGUUGAGCGAGAUAUACUUUUCGAUGGCAAAAGCAUACACAGAAGCUGAAUUUGACAGACUAGUGGAGAAGGUGGAGAAGCUAGAUAUUAGGGUGAAAGAAUACUUAGAGUUAGCUGGUUACGAAAAGUGGGCUAGGUUGUAUGCACCUGUUAACAGGGGAUGGACAAUGACAUCAAAUAUUGCUAAGUCAAUCAAUGCCGCACUAGUUUCGGCAAGGGAAUUGCCAAUAUACGACUUCCCCGAAGAAGUUAGGAAGAUGUUUGGACAUUGGAAUUGUAGUAACUGCAAAGAAGCUACACAGACAUACAAGACGCUUGGGAAAAAAUACCAGGAGAUGCUGGAGUUGAAUGAGAGAAUGUGUACACGUAUGACUGUGGUGUCGUCAAAUGAAUACUUACAUACGGUUAACGAUGGUGGGAGGAAUUACACAGUCUGCCUGUUAGAGAGAAAAUGUGUUUGUGGGAGGUUCCAAAUUGAUGAAUUGCCAUGCCCACAUGCUUGGGCUGUAUUGAAGAGCAACUUUCUAAUGCCAGAUGAAUAUUUCUCUAACUACUACAAACCAAGUACAAUUGUAAUGACAUACGAUGUGCCAGUGUACCCGCUGAGGAGAGGAGGUUGUACCAGAACAUGUAGCAGAGGAGGUUGUACUACCACCCAAAUGGAAAAGACCUCCUGGAAGGCCAAAGAAGAAGCGCGAUAA